Molecule: messenger RNA, 3171 nt
Organism: Pararge aegeria (speckled wood butterfly)
Lineage: Eukaryota; Metazoa; Arthropoda; Insecta; Lepidoptera; Nymphalidae
Product: mannosyl-oligosaccharide alpha-1,2-mannosidase IA-like
Exons: 10
Coding region: 74-2080 (668 amino acids)
Biological process (GO): N-glycan processing; carbohydrate metabolic process
Cellular component (GO): Golgi membrane; endoplasmic reticulum
Molecular function (GO): calcium ion binding; mannosyl-oligosaccharide 1,2-alpha-mannosidase activity
Source: RefSeq, a predicted model, not a curated record
UGACGGGUCGCCUGCUGGAAUUUGACGUUUAGUUAUUAUUUAGGAUACUGUUAUAUACCGUGUUUACGUAAACAUGACGGGAAUAUUGCCGAGUUACCAGCGAUUUGUUAACGGGGUACCCGUGCCGUCCAUCUCGAGACGCUCUUUCCGUCUUCGUGAAAAAUAUUUGAUUAUUUCUGUUCUCCUGACAUUUGGUAUCGUGUGGCUAGGUGCACUCUUCUAUUUGCCAGAGUUUAAAAGUUCCACCAGUGUGAACGACAGUGUUUAUAAUGUGUACAAACGCAUCCAAAAAGCUGGUCCAGAGCUCCUUAUGCCCCCUCCUCUCGCCCAAAAUGAAGUUGGGGACUUUCCUGUAGUGGGAAUCGCUCGUCAUGGAGAAGAGGGAGACGAUCCUCACGUUGUUGAGGACAGAAAUCGUUUACGAGCAAAGAUAGAUGAGGACAUGGGUAUGAAAGUUCUAGAGCGACCUCAGUUUGACGUUGCACCAUCUGGUUCAUCAUCUAAAGGGCCUAGCAAACCUCCCGUAGAUGCUAUUGAGGAACCUGCACUAGGUAACAAUGCUGCUAACAAGAAUGUGUCGCCGUUUGACCGGAAGGUGGAUAGUUCAGUCCAGAAGUAUGUGUUACCAGCCUUAGAUCCAAGUGCAGAUAUAGAAAUCAGGCAUAAACGGGAUACUGUUAAAGAGAUGAUGCGUCACGCGUGGAACAACUACAAGCUGUACGCGUGGGGCAAGAACGAACUGAAGCCCAUGUCCAAGCGCGCCCACCUGACCAGCGUAUUCGGAGGCGGCGAGCUCGGCGCCACCAUCGUCGACGGCAUGGACACACUCUACCUCAUGGGCAUGAAGGAUGAGUUCCGGGAAGGAAGGGACUGGAUAGCCGAGCAUUUCCAUAUCAAUGAAAUCGACACAGAUCUGUCGGUGUUCGAAACAACGAUUCGCUUCGUGGGAGGGUUCCUGUCGUGUUAUGCGCUGACUGGCGACACGGUGUUCCGAGACAAGGCUGCGGAGGUGGCCGACGCUCUACUGCCAGCAUUUGACACGCCCACUGGCAUACCCUAUGCCCUCAUAAACCCAUCAAAUAAGGUAAAUCGGCAAUAUCACUGGGCGGGCGCGAACAGUAUACUCUCAGAAGUGGGAACAUUGCACAUGGAGUUUACUUACCUGAGUGAAGUUACGGGAAACGACAUAUACAGAGAGAAGGUGGAUCGCAUCCGUGAUGUGCUACACAACAUUCAAAAGCCGGACGGCCUCUAUCCUAAUUACAUCAAUCCGCGGACCGGGCUGUGGGGCCAAAGGCACACGUCACUCGGCGCAUUAGGUGAUUCUUUCUACGAAUAUCUGCUAAAAGCGUGGCUUGUGACCAACAAUGAGGAUGAGCAGGCUCGCAUCAUGUUCGAUGAAGCGAUGCAGCCGGCACUUGAGAAAAUGCUGCGUACCUCAAACUCAGGCCUAUCAUAUCUCGCCGAGGUCAAGUACGGACGGGUGUACGAAGAGAAAAUGGACCAUUUGUCUUGCUUCGCGGGGGGUAUGUUCGCAUUAGCGUCGACAACGCUGCAGAACACGUUGAGCGAUCGCUACAUGGAUGUGGCUAAAAAACUCACGCACACCUGUCACGAGGCCUACGACCGCGCGGACACCAAACUGAGUCCAGAAGCCUUCCGGUUUUCGGGUGCAGCGGAAGCGCGGGCGAUGAAGAGCAACGAGAAAAUGUAUUUGCUGCGGCCAGAGACCUUCGAGAGCUACUUCAUCCUAUGGCGCCUCACCAAGGACCAAAAGUACCGCGAUUGGGGGUGGGAGGCUGUGCAGGCUCUUGAGAAGCAUUGCAGAGUUGAAGGUGGGUACACGGGAUUGGUCAACGUGUACCAUUCGACGCCGCUUGGGGACGACGUGCAACAAAGCUUCUUCCUCGCUGAAACACUCAAGUACCUGUACCUGCUGUUCUCCGAUGACAGCCUCCUGCCGCUGGACGAGUGGGUGUUCAACACCGAAGCUCAUCCCUUCCCGAUCAAGGACAAGAACCAGCUCUACCGCGCCGCCAGCAAGCCCGCAGUCGUGAUCCACGAAGACAACACACUUUAAAAUUCAAUAUAUCAGUACCGUCAGACACGUCAAUUUGGCCGUUUUUGGGAGACAAAUACAGCAUUUCUUUAGUUUUCCCAAAAGAAAAUGUUCCUAGGGUAGUAGUUCAUGAGACUUGUAUUAUAGGGUUAUUUGUAAAAAAAAAAAACAGUUGUUAAUCUUUCUUUGUAUACUAAACUAGCUGUUUACCCUCGACUUCUCGCGAGAAAGUUUCCAGUCUCAUCACUAGGAUGUAUCAUCUUAAGUGAAGGUUUUUUUAUUCGAAACUACACCUUAAAACCGUAACAGAAUUGUUGUGAACAUUAAAUACAUCUUGUUACGAAAAAAGGUUACCAGUUUUUAAGUCUAAAUAAAAAAAACGUUUAUCAUUAAACAUUUUUUUUUUUAAACACAGACAUAUUCAGUGAAUAUAUCGAGACUGACAAAUAAAAUUUAUUCCAAAGGAAGCUUGCUAAACAUACAAAUUUACCUUCUUUUCUAAAAUUUUCGAUUAGUCGAAUGCGCUAAUUCGGCGGAAUAAAUACGAUAUUUUCAUUAAAGGAUAUGUAUUUAAAAAACUAUAUAUUUAUAGAAUUAAAAACUGGUAUGCAUAUAUAUGUUUUUCAUCGCAACUACGAUGCGAGACAGUCGACAAUAUCACACUUUUUACACAAAAUAGCGGGCAAGGGUUAUUAACAAUGUUCUAGUGUUGCCACUUUGUGACUAGUAUUUACCAACAGAUUUCGAAUUUCUCCCAAAAACGGCCAUACUCUCAAAAAAGUUUAACAAUCUCAGAUUUACGGACCUAUCGACGAUGGCAAAGCUAAAGUCCAUUGAUGGAGUUUUUAAAUCUGACGGUACCCUAACCACUAGUUUUUGUAUUUUUCGAAAACGAAAUUCGAAAUCGACUUCCUUCAUUCAUCUAUGCGCCGCUAAUGAAAACCUUGUGAAACGUAGGGUGUACAAAACGUUACCAAAACUCAUGAAAACCAUUACAGUUUUCGGAAUGUUCAAAUUCGUACUAGACUUUAAAGCUUAUACAGCGUGUAAAUGAAAACCGAAAUAAUACUUCACAGGCUUUAGAGGUACAUUAUGUACUGUCUCUGAGACUU